Drosophila subobscura is the source of this 1699-nucleotide messenger RNA. It is a transcript of the gene Scgalpha, whose product is annotated as epsilon-sarcoglycan. NCBI's taxonomy places the organism in Eukaryota, Metazoa, Arthropoda, Insecta, Diptera, Drosophilidae. The transcript has 5 exons. Bases 108 to 1418 code for a protein of 436 amino acids. Gene Ontology annotation, cellular component: sarcoglycan complex; membrane. The record is from RefSeq and is a predicted model, not a curated record. Gene Ontology annotation, molecular function: calcium ion binding.
UGCGCCUCUCCCGGCCAGAUACACACCAUGGGAAUUUUUCAUAGCCUUUUCGCAAUUUUGUUUAUGGUCAAUUAAAAUGUCAAUGUGAAUCGGUGACACCCCCUAAAAUGCAGUUAUUACUCCUAAUCGUUGUUGCAUUGCUGCUCCUAUGCAACGGAGCAGCCGCCACACUGCAGGCAAAUGUGGGUGAACUGUUUACGUACAAAAUCGAACCUCAUUUGUUCAAUUGGACGCACGAGGUAAUCAGCGAACAGUUCAGCUAUCGCCCCACAAUCCGUGACCAUCCGGAUCUGCCCACUUGGAUGCGUUACGAGUACAGCCACGAGUACCAUGUGGGUUUUCUCUACGGUACACCGCCGGAGACGGAGGCGGGCAAGGCCAUCAGCAUCGAGGUGAUUGCCUUGAAUCGUCAGAAUUUCGAGACGCGCAUCACGGCGCUGUCCAUGUCUGUCGUUCAAAAGUUUCCCACACCCAAUGUGGUGCAAAUGAAGAUUGAUAAUCUCAAUUGGGUGCACCUCAUGGAUCCGGGACGUGUGGAGAACUUGCGCAACAUUUUCCGCAAGGAUCUGUGGCCCAGCAGCAAGGAGGAUCUCAGUGUGGUGUUUAUGGAAUCGGCUGUCAAUAUGGGCGGACGCCUGCCGUUGCGUCCACAACAGCGUGAGGGCGUCAUUGUCCAUGUGGGCAGCGUGGCGCAGUUUUCGCCACGUCUCAAGGAGCUGCAGGAGGAAGUGCGUCCGCUGUACAAGCUGCCCUCCUGCACCUACAAGCGCACAUCGGUGCAAAAGAUCUUUGAGAAUGUGGGCUUCAAGCUGGACUGGUGUGCCUUCAAGAUGGUGGGCCUGGAGUCCCCCACGGAAAUACUCUACCACAGCGGCAAGCAGCAGAACGAGCAGCAGCCCAGCGGCGAGGAGCAGCUGCACAACGAUCGCUGGAUGGGCAUCACGCGCGAGGAUGUGCCACGUCGCAACUACAUCGAUGAGUUUGCCUUUGCCUUUGCCAUACCCGGCAUGAUAUUUGCCAUCCUAAUGGGCAUGCUCUCGGCCGUCCUGUGCUUUCAGCAUGAAAAAUUUUCCGAUCCGCAUUCGGAGUUUUUCUUUGCAAACAUUUUUCACAUCUGCGAAGAGUCUUGCGCGCAAGCGCCCAGCGAUUCUGAGGCGGAUGAACAAUCCGAAAGCUCUGUUUUCUUUGAAUCUCCGAUAUCGUCCACUGUGCAGAUGGUCAAGUGUGCGGAUCAGCCGAUGAACACCUUGAAAAGCCUUAAAGAUCCCAAUUUUUUACUGGACAACAUCAGCAUGCGUUCCCAGAGUCCCAGCAAUAGCUUUUAUCAGCUCGACUGUGGCGCUUCCAGCAUUUAUCCGCGUCCCAAGCCGCCGCCUUAUACUGGCGGCACUUUGGGCCGCAAUGGCGUGGACAUAUGACAAAUGUCGCCGAGAGUGCUCUAUUGUUAAUCCAUAAAGAAAAGCGCUUUACUCAAAAGAUACCCUCGAAAUACAACAACAAAAGCAAUACCGCAGGCUAAUCAAUCGCUUAACAUAUAUGAAUAAUACAUCAAAAUACCUACCGGAAAAGCAAAACAAACAUGAAGGCACACAUGAACAACAACCAUAUCGUAUUAAUCAAUUUAUAUACAUUUAUAGUACAGCAUAUAGCAUCAUAUAGCGUAUCUAUACACAUGUAACCGAAAAUAGUUUUGCAGUUU